Messenger RNA from Zophobas morio, 976 nucleotides. Its product is annotated as valacyclovir hydrolase. The record is from RefSeq and is a predicted model, not a curated record. NCBI's taxonomy places the organism in Eukaryota, Metazoa, Arthropoda, Insecta, Coleoptera, Tenebrionidae. The transcript is spliced from 5 exons. Gene Ontology annotation, molecular function: serine hydrolase activity. The coding region runs from base 82 to 924 and encodes 280 amino acids.
ACUCAUAUCACAGUAUCACACAUAUAGUUAUUAACAGCACGAUUGUAAUAGUCACAUCACAUAGUAUUUGUCAUAUCAAAGAUGUUGAAAACUUUGAACUUAACUCUUUUGCUUAGAAAAAUGGCGGUAGUUAAUAAAAGUAAAACUUUCUCCAGUGUUGUUCAGGAACAAAUAGUCAAAGUAGAGGGGCAAACCAUCAAUUAUGUAAAAACAGGUCAAGGUAACAAAACCAUUUUGUGUUUUCCAGGAGCCUUAGGUACUAUUUGGAGUGAUUUUAAGCCACAAAUAACAAACCUAGAUAAGGAUAAAUUUACAAUAGUGGCAUGGGAUCCUCCAGGAUAUGGCCACAGUCGUCCUCCUGAAAGAAUUUUUAACCUAAAAUUUUAUGAAAAUGAUGCAGAUACUGCUGUUAACUUCAUGCAGCAACUUGGAAUUAAUAAAUUUUCAUUAUUAGGAUGGAGUGAUGGUGGAAUAUCUAGUAUGAUUAUUUCAGCAAAAUACCCAAAUGCUGUAGACAAGCUUGUAAUAUGGGGUGCAAAUUCUUACAUCAUUCCUGAAGAAGUCAAAUCUUAUGAAAAAAUACGUGAUAUUAGCCACUGGUCAGAUAAAAUGAAAGCUCCACUAAUCAAGUUAUAUACUGAGGAAGGUUUACAAAAAAUGUGGAAUGAUUGGUGUGACGCCGUCAGCGAAAUGUACAGAAAAAACAACGGCAACAUUUGUGCAGAAGUGCUAGGUAAUAUCACAUGUCCAACUUUAAUUUUACAUGGGAAUAAAGAUCCAAUGGUAGCUGCAGAACAUCCAGGCCACUUAGCAUCAAACAUCAAAGGGGCCAGAUUACACAGAUUUCCUGAAGGCAAACAUAACAUUCACCUCAGGUUUGCAGACGAAUUUAACAAAAUUGUGUCUGAUUUUUUACUAAAGUAAUACAAAACACUGAAUAUGUACUAGAACCUUAAAAAUAAAAGCUAGUAGGUGA